AUGCUGCCCAACUUACCUGGUAUUCUUAUAUGUGAGGUUUCAUCGAGUCCAGGAAUCAAAACCACUGAAACGCUACUUCAGGUACAACAAAACAUUGACAACGAAAUUAAAACAUACUUCAUCAUGCUGAUUCUAGCGCUCGCAACGAUAUUUCUCGUCCUGCUGAUUGUUACUUGCAUCACGUGUGUUCAUAAAAAGUCUUCAGGAAAAAAUAGUGUCGAAGGUGAUCCACACGUAAACCCAGAAGAUGUUCUAGCAAAAGUACAUCAAUUCCAACGACAAAAGGUACAACUUGUUGAGAAGCUAGAACAGGGUGAGUAUGGUGUGUACUGGAAAGCAAUCGUGUCGGGAGUUGCCGGUGAUCCCACGAUGGAGAUUCAAGCAAUAGCAAAGGAAGCCGUUGGGCAAUACAAUCAGCAAGCACUACGGACGGAACUCGAGACGUACUUACAUGUGGGACAUCAUGUAAACAUCCUAAAUUUACUGGGCAUCGUUAGGGAAAAUAUGGAGCAUGGAGAGCUUUACAUAAUAACGGAAUACUGUCGAUUUGGCAAUCUGAAAGAUUUUUUAGUGCAGAACCGGUACGCAUUUCGGGACGAUAGUAGCAGUGAGCUGUUGGUCUAUGAUUCUGGUAACGCUGAUUUUUCAAGCUCGUUUACUGCAAGACGCAGCUUUAACAAGUUGGAUCUGCUGAACUGGUCGUAUCAAAUCGCAUGCGCUUUACAAUUUCUCGUAUCCCGUGGGUUGGUGUAUGGGAACCUGUCCGCUCGCAAUGUACUGCUCGGUGAGUGUAAUAUUGUGAAGCUCAGUAACUUUGCAGUACCUCGCCGAAUGCGCUCCAUUAGCAAACUCACCCAAACGAACGUUCUAUCGCUAGAGCGCAUGGCUCCGGAAUGUCUUCAAAGUGGUCCGUUUACUAGUAGCUCUGACGUAUGGUCGUACGCUGUACUACUGUGGGAGUUGUUUGCAUUGGGGUGUGAUCCUUGCUGGGGUACAAUACCGCAUGAAAGUUUACAGGGUAGUUUAGAGUGCGAAACUAGAUUACCCCAACCGGAGUAUGCGAGUGAUGAGGUAUACCAGAUCAUGAGGAGCUGCUGGAAGCAAGACCCUGUAGUGAGACCAAGCUUCGCUGAACUGUGCCACAAAUUAUACAGUAUGAUUCCAAGCACCCAUAUAAUAAAUUAUGAAGAAUUGAGAAAUGUGUACUCUUGUAUAAAUGCGGUAGACAGUGCAAUUUUGUAG
Molecule: messenger RNA, 1242 nt
Organism: Anopheles moucheti
Lineage: Eukaryota; Metazoa; Arthropoda; Insecta; Diptera; Culicidae
Product: platelet-derived growth factor receptor beta-like
Exons: 4
Coding region: 1-1242 (413 amino acids)
Biological process (GO): positive regulation of kinase activity; protein phosphorylation; cell surface receptor protein tyrosine kinase signaling pathway
Cellular component (GO): signaling receptor complex
Molecular function (GO): transmembrane receptor protein tyrosine kinase activity; ATP binding
Source: RefSeq, a predicted model, not a curated record